Exaiptasia diaphana is the source of this 1015-nucleotide messenger RNA. RefSeq names its product myotrophin. Gene Ontology annotation, biological process: regulation of barbed-end actin filament capping. Gene Ontology annotation, cellular component: cytoplasm; nucleus. The transcript has 5 exons. Lineage: Eukaryota; Metazoa; Cnidaria; Anthozoa; Actiniaria; Aiptasiidae. Bases 69 to 443 code for a protein of 124 amino acids. The record is from RefSeq and is a predicted model, not a curated record. Gene Ontology annotation, molecular function: protein binding.
UGUCAGUAUUCGUUUCGAGCUCUCAAAUAACAUAUAACUUUACUGCACAAAAAAGAAGUCUUUUAAAAAUGUCUGAGCAAGAAUUGAUAAACCAAAUGAAGUGGGCUUCGCAAAAUGGAGAUAUCGACCAAGUGAACGAGAUUUUGAGCAAGGGUUUAGAUGUUAACAAAGACCUUGGCAUGGGAAGGACUGCAUUACACUUUGCUGCGGAUACAGGACAGACUGACGUCAUUGAAGUCUUGUUAUCAAAGGGUGCAAAUAUUAAUGGUAAAGAUAGACAUGGAAUUACUCCUCUUCUCAAUGCCAUAUGGGAYAACCACCCUGAAAGUGUAAAGUUUCUUUUAUCUAAGGGUGCAAAUCCAAAAGAUAAAACCCCYGAUGGACAGACGUACCUUGAAGCUGCGGAGAAUGAUCAACUACGAGAAGUCCUCAAAGCUUGUUAAACUAAUAGGAGUAUGGAUAAUAAAUGGACAAUGUUGACUUAAAACUCGUUGUAGCUAGUCACAGGAUGAAAAUGCUAGUUUUACAAUAUAGUAAGGAUUAUAACUAGGCUGCCAUUUUCAGUAUAGAAUAAUAAAACAAGUACCUUAAUACUAUUAAUAAAAAGUACUAGAGUAUUAUUGAUAAUAAUAACAGUGUCAGUGAUGCAUAGAAAAGUGAAUUAAUUGUAUUUACAACGUAUGUCAAUGAAGUAAUGUGAAUGAUUUAUCUACAUUAAUUUUAUCUGAAAUAUUUUACAUUUGAGAAAAUAGACCUGCAAAUUUCAUAGGAAUAUAGCMUCACCUGGGGGACAAGACAAGACUCUUGAUCUCAGCAGAGAAAAAUCUUGUUUUGUGUCCCAGAUAAAGACAUCACAUGCAAGAAAUGUAUAGCUCUAUUUACAUUAACUUGGCUCCUUAUUGUAAGUUUAAGAAAACAUGAUUAUAAGCAUAAAUUUGUGUAWAAAGUAGUUUCUCAGUUAUAGAAAACAUUUUUGUAACACUUCUCUUAUUUCAUAAUAAAUGUGUACCCAAUC